Zea mays is the source of this 1974-nucleotide messenger RNA. RefSeq lists its product as uncharacterized. Gene Ontology annotation, molecular function: RNA polymerase II CTD heptapeptide repeat phosphatase activity. Lineage: Eukaryota; Viridiplantae; Streptophyta; Magnoliopsida; Poales; Poaceae. The record is from RefSeq and is marked provisional. Gene Ontology annotation, cellular component: nucleus.
GCACCCCAGCGGCCCAGCCGUCGCCGCGUGCGAGUCCCCCAGCUCCGGGCUCCGGCCACCUUCUCGAGCACCGCUCGCCCGGAGAAUAAUCCCGCCGCAGACGCCGACGCCGCCAUUAGCUUGAUGAAUCAAAAACAAGGAGAGAGCGACGAGGACGCCCCGCGCUGCCCCACGCCCCGUGGGUUCGUCCUCGGGCGCUGCUCCCUGUGCGGAGCGAUGGAUGAGGGCGCGGAAGGAGCUGCUCCCGCAGUCGCUGUUGGGCACGAGACGUUGAGGCAAGGAGGAGACGGAGGUGAAGACGGCGUCGGCGACAGCGAUGACUACGCUGCAAGCUGCCCCCCGCACCCUCGGUUCGUCCACGGGCUCUGCUCACGGUGCGGGGCGGAGAAGGAAGAGGAGGAUGGAGGAGUUGCUCCCCCCCCCGGAGUCGCCGUUGGUCACGAGACGAUGAGGCAAGGAGGAGACCGAGACGGCGACUACUACGCUGCGAGUUGCCCCCCGCACCCUGGGUUCGUCCAUGGGGUCUGGGAGGCGGCUGGAGGAGAUGCUCUCCCCGGAGUUGCCGUUGGGUACGAUGUGACGAAUCAAGGAAGAGGAGACGAGGACGAUAACAGCGACGAAGACGAAGACGACGACACUGACACUGUCGUCGAGUACAUCCACGGCGAGGGCCCGGUGCUGCCAGUGCCAGCCAUAGAGGAGGCGAUGAGCAUUGUCAGCGCGUCCGACAGGGCGACCCUCAUGCGCGAGAGGAAGCUGAUCCUCAUCCUGGACCUGGACCACACGCUGCUCAACUCCACGAGUCUAUACGACCUCUCCCCCGUCGAGCAAGCCAAGGGGUUUACGCCCUACACAUUUGGAGACACCAGCAUCGACCUCUUCCGAGUGGACAUCGACAACCUCAGCAUGCUCGUCAAGCUUGGGGCGUUCGCACGGGGCUUCCUCAAGCAGGCGAACGCCUUAUUCGAGAUGCACGUGUACACCCUGGGCAUCCGAGCCUACGCGAGGGCGGCCGUCCGGCUGCUGGACCCGAACGGCAUCUACUUCGGCGGCAGGAUCGUGUCCAGAAACGAGUCGACGAAGGAGAACACGAAGAGCCUCGACGUCAUCCAGGGCGCCGAUCCCGCCAUGGUGGUGAUCCUCGAUGACACGGACGGUGUCUGGCCGGGGUACCCGGAUAACCUCAUCCUCAUGGACAGGUACCGCUACUUCGCCUCCACCUGCCGCACAUUCGACUACGACAUCCCGUCCCUGGCGGAGCAGGGCUUGGAAGAGAGGGAGCACGACGGCUCGCUGGCCGUGGUGCUGGGCGCCCUGCAGCGCAUCCACCAGGGUUUCUUCGACGGCCACCGCGCGGACGUCAGGGAGGUGAUCGCGAAGGUGCGGAGCCAGGUUUGUUGAGGUUUGGUUGUUGGCAUCCAGUAAUAUCCAAGCAGAUUCUGCGUGCGAGCGUAUAUUCUAGUUCAGAUUGUUGAGGUUUCAGCUGAACUUGUAUUCAGUUACUUUCAGAUGUGGACCGCAGCGCAGCACCGAGUUUGAAACUAUAUAUGAAAUCAUGUCUUGAUGUUUGAUAAAUAAAAUGCAUCAACGGUCCACGAAGGAAAUUCCACGGCGGAGCAGCAGCACGCCUCGCCGGCACCCGACACCAAGCACGGCAGGCAGGGUGACGUGCUCCCAAGUCCCCAACCCAUUCCGUGAGCUCGUGGUCUGCACAUGAGCCAAACUUUGGGUACCGCCAAGCAUCGUCAUGCCUCACGCCAGCCACCCACCGGGGCACGUCAACGUCCCCCUGACGACAAAGACGAAAUUGACAGUUUCCUUUAUCAUUGGCAGCGCUGUUUGGGCAGCAGCUGCAGCAGCAAAAUCUUCAGGCAUACAGUAGGCAGCCAGCAGCUGCAGCUGCUGCAGAAUUAGCACAGCCUAUAGAUCUGUACUGUACAAUAAUAUAAUACUAAUAUAUUCACUAAUUUUACU